AUGAUCAACCAUCCUACGAGAUCAUCCACCAACCCACGAGAUCACCCACCAACCCACGAGAUCACCCACCAACCCACGAGAUCACCCACCAACCCACGAGAUCACCCACCAACCCACGAGAUCACCCACCAACCCACGAGACCACCCACCAACCCACGAGAUCACCCACCAACCCACGAGACCAUCUACCAAACCACGAGAUUCAACCAACCCACGAGACCAUCUAACAACCCACGAUCACCUACCAACCCACGAGAUCACCUACCAACCCACGAGAUCACCUACCAACCCACGAGAUCACCUACCAACCCACGAGAUCACCUACCAACCCACGAGAUCACCAACCAACCCACGAGAUCACCAACCAACCCACGAGACCAUCUACCAACCCACGAGACCAUCUACCAACCCACGAGAUCACCUACCAACCCACGAGAUCACCUACCAACCCACGAGAUCACCUCACAACCCACGAGAUCACCUACAACCACAGAUCACUCAACCCACGAGAUCACCUACCAACCCACGAGAUCACCACCAACCCACGAGACCAUCUACCAACCCACGAGACCAUCUACCAACCCACGAGAUCAUCUACCAACCCACGAGAUCAUCUACCAACCCACGAGAUCACCUACCAACCCACGAGACCAAAUCACCAACCAACCCACGAGAUCAUCUACCAACCCACGAAAUCAUCUACCAACCCACGAGAUCAUCUACCAACCCACGAGAUCAUCUACCAACCCACGAGAUCAUCUACCAACCCACGAGAUCAUCUACCAACCCACGAAAUCAUCUACCAACCCACGAAAUCAUCUACCAACCCACGAGAUAAGAACUUAA
Homarus americanus (American lobster) is the source of this 846-nucleotide messenger RNA. Its product is annotated as non-classical arabinogalactan protein 31-like. The transcript has a single exon. Lineage: Eukaryota; Metazoa; Arthropoda; Malacostraca; Decapoda; Nephropidae. The record is from RefSeq and is a predicted model, not a curated record. Bases 1 to 846 code for a protein of 281 amino acids.